Messenger RNA from Hemibagrus wyckioides, 2543 nucleotides. Its product is annotated as zinc finger and SCAN domain-containing protein 21-like. The record is from RefSeq and is a predicted model, not a curated record. The transcript is spliced from 3 exons. Gene Ontology annotation, molecular function: RNA polymerase II cis-regulatory region sequence-specific DNA binding; DNA-binding transcription factor activity. The coding region runs from base 177 to 1682 and encodes 501 amino acids. Gene Ontology annotation, biological process: regulation of transcription by RNA polymerase II. NCBI's taxonomy places the organism in Eukaryota, Metazoa, Chordata, Actinopteri, Siluriformes, Bagridae.
GACUUCAUACUAUUUACACUGACGGGAUGAGCGCUGUCUGGCUGUCCAUGGCUUUUCAUCCCGGAACAAGGCGUCAGUGGCACUAAGGGAAGUUUCAUCGAGGCCACAGUGUUGAGACGCAGCGUGUCGGACGCACUCUAUUGAGUUAGUGUAGCUGGAGAAGGCUGGACUGCACGAUGCAGACGCGUCGCCCCUUGUCGGCGCUGGCGGUUAGCGGCGAGGUGUCGCUUUCUUUCCAGGAUGAGCUCGCUGCCACCAUCCACCGAGCCUUCGAGGUAGCGGUGGAGAUCGCAGUGGUGGAGGUCAGUAAGUUAGUGAGCCAGGCGCUGGGCGAUGUGCGCGAUCAGAUGCAGGAGACUCUGAGGGAAAACACGUUCCUCAAGACGCGGCUGCAGUCCGCCGAGCUCGAGCUGGACUCCGUGAGAAAGGGCAGAAAGAGCAAAAACGCGUGUGCAGGAGAUGAUGAUGCCGAUCAGUCGCAAAGCGACUUCUCUCAGAGACACGAAAGCCAGACCAAGUGUGAGAGCCGAACCACGGGGAAAGCAGACAACAGUCCAGCAACUCAGGAGGCUGAGAAAAUGUGCCGAUAUGACAGCGGCUCCGAGAGACAGGACGAGUCUUUCUGUGAAAUCCGUGAGGAUGGAAGUGUUCGCUCACGUGACUUGGGCUCAGCAUCCUUAUCAGUCCAGUGCCGUGAUCAGAAGUCAGGUCCAUCACAUGAAUCUCUUAUACCAGAGAAUCAACAGAUGGCACAGCACAGCCAAGAUAUACUCAGUGAUCAGAAUCCACCAUCUGUUGAGCAGCCAGUCUGCAAGAAAGAGGAAAACCUAGAUCCACAGCUGGGUGAUGUUUCUGGAGAAGAUGACGGGAAUGAUGAGAGUCAUCUGGAUGAAGAAGAAGAAGAUGAUGAUGAUGAUGAUGAUGAUGAUGAUGACAUAAGGCCAAGCUGCAGCUUUAACUCAGAGCAUGAUGAAGAGUUUGAGCCAGACAGACUUUCUCUGGUUCAGUCUAAACUGUUGGAGGACUGGAGACCUGAUCCAGAGGCGCCACAAAGCAAUCAGAACGAGAGCGCAAAUGCUGGACCCAGCCGUAGUCUAGAUGCUUCAGACUUGAUCUCUGCACCUGUUGGUAGUAAUCCCGGCUUUUCAGCCUCCUUCGACGCCCUCUACCAAUCAGUAGCCAGAACUCACCUCGUCCAUCAAGCUCCUCCAAACGACGAUGUCCAGAUGAGGACAAACGUCCCAACCAGGAUUCACCAGUGCAAAAUCUGCGGCCACUCGUUUAGUCGGGCAAGUGAUCUGCGCAGACAUCAUAGUCACCGGCACAGAGUGAGGGCAACUAACCCGGCUAAAACAGGAAGUGCAGGGCGACCUGUCAAACAGCAGCUCUUUCCUCCAGGCUGUAGCCCGUAUCACUGCAACGAAUGUGGCCGGGACUUUAACCGUAUGGAAAACUUAAAGACGCAUUUGCGCAUACACACCGGAGAACGUCCGUACUCUUGUUCUGUAUGCGGGGUACGGUUCCGGCACUCAGGGGCACUCACACGCCACUUCCGUAUCCACACAGGCGAAAAGCCGUAUGUGUGCGGGCAGUGUGGGAAACGUUUCCGGAACUGCGGCGGCCUGCGCUUCCACCAGAAAUCCCACACUACCGAUAGACACAUGGUUUUGAAUUGUGUUUAAAGAAGCUGGAUUGUUGUUUGGAGCAAUUGUAUAGUUGUGCGAUUUAGGGCUGGCCAAUAUGACCUCAAAUCAGCGUCUUGAUCAUUUUUUAAACCAUUACCUCGAUGACGAUAUAAAAACAGGAGUGUUUUUUUUUUUUAAAAACAUGCUUACUUUUUUAAGUAGGUGCUCUCACAUUAGAUUUGCAGAAAGAUGUUUAAGUAUUAAAACUGGGAAGGCUUUUUGUGAAGAGUUAAAACGAGUAUUCGUUCUGUUGUAGCUGUGGGAUCUGUAGGAUUUAAUGGCGUUUGUGCGAGUCUGUCCAUAUCGAGUGGUUUUAACAAAUGCGUGUAAGCAACGGCUGUGUCGGGAAAUCACGUGAGUGCACUUCAUAUUGUACAACAUGUAUGUGCUUUUAAAUGAAUACGUUGCUCUUGUUAGCUUUGCUGGCUGAUUUGUUUUUUUUCCCCCCAACAGUUUACAUUGGACACUAUGUCCUAUAGUAUAUAUUUAACCCAAAUCACUAACAUUGCAGUGUUUAGUGAUGAUAUGACUGUUCUCGUUUGAAGGCUGGAUUUUACUGGGUUUUGUAGAGAUGCUACACAAAAAUAUACGAUGAGGGGAAAACCCAGUAAUAUAAUGUUACUGAGACAAAAGACUAAUCUCCUCCAUGCCUUAUGUCAGUUAUGUAAAACUGUAUGUAGUCAUACCAACAACUAGUUAAAUUGUGACGUGUUUAGAAAAUGUGCAUAUAAUUCAACAGAAAACUCCAGGAAUUAUGAAAUAUUUUCUUUUAUCUUUUAAGCAUACACAUUUACAAGCUUUCAGUUCGCUUCCCUGCCAUUGUACAUCUUUUCUUUCUGUAUCUUUUUUUCAUUUCUU